GACUUGAAAGCAAAACAAAACGUAAGUUAGAGGUAAAUUCCGCCGUGAAGGGAGAGGUGAAUAUGCCGCACUGAAACCGAAGGGCCGUCUAGGCUUUCUUCCCUCCCCCCACCCUGCCCCAGGUCCCUGGGAAGGAAUCCGGCCCGCGCAGCCGGAGAGACACAGGGAACAUGGCGGCUCCUGGAGCCGCGCGCUCGAGCCUGUCGGCCCUGCUGCCCGCCCAGACCUCGCUGGAGUACGCGCUGCUCGACGCCGUCACCGCGCAGGAGAAAGACACGCUGGUCUACCAGUACCUGCAGAAGGUGGACAGCUGGGAGCGGGACCUGACUGUGCCCGAGUUCCCGGAAGGACUAGAAUGGCUGAAUACAGAGAGUUCCAUUUCUGUCUACAAGGAUCUUUGUGGGAAAAUUGUAGUCCUGGAUUUCUUCACGUACUGCUGCAUCAACUGCAUCCACCUGUUACCUGAUCUUCAUGCAUUAGAACACAAGUACACAGAUAAAGAUGGCCUUCUCGUUGUUGGUGUUCAUUCAGCUAAAUUUCCAAAUGAAAAGGUUUUGGAUAACAUUAAAAGUGCUGUUCUUCGCUAUAACAUCACCCAUCCUGUGGUUAAUGAUGCUGAUGCUUUCCUUUGGCAAGAUCUGGAAGUUUCCUGUUGGCCAACCCUGGUCAUACUUGGACCCCGUGGAAACAUCCUUUUUUCUUUAAUUGGAGAGGGGCACAGAGAAAAAUUGUUUUUAUUUACUUCAAUGGCUUUAAAGUACUACAAAGAAAGAGGGCAGAUUAAAGACAAUAAAAUUGGAAUAAAACUUUAUAGAGAUUCUUUGCCACCUUCUCCUUUACUUUUUCCUGGCAAAGUAACAGUAGACAAUGUGGCUGAGAGGUUAGUGAUAGCAGACACUGGACAUCACAGAAUUUUGGUUGUCAGAAAAAAUGGACAAAUCCAACACAGCAUUGGAGGUCCCAACAGUGGAAGAAAAGAUGGAACAUUUUUAGAGGCAACUUUCAAUUCUCCACAAGGUGUAGCCAUAAAGAACAACAUCAUAUAUGUAGCAGAUACAGAAAAUCACUUGAUAAGAAAGAUUGAUCUAGAAACUGCAGUGGUGAGCACUGUGGCUGGCAUUGGAAUACAAGGCACAGACAAAGAAGGUGGAGCAAAAGGAGAGGAACAGCCCAUCAGUUCACCUUGGGAUGUAGUUUUUGGAACAUCAGAGGUCGGUAGAGAUGAUAUUCUAUGGAUAGCUAUGGCAGGGACUCAUCAAAUCUGGGCACUUAUGUUGGAUGAUGGGAGACUACCAAAAAAAAGUGAGUUGACAAGAGGAACUUGCCUUCGGUUUGCUGGAAGUGGAAAUGAAGAGAAUCGAAACAAUGCAUAUCCCCACAAGGCAGGUUUUGCCCAGCCUUCAGGUCUUUCUGUGGCUUCUGAAGAACCUUGGCACUGCUUAUUUGUAGCAGACAGUGAGAGCAGUACUGUCAGAACUGUCUCACUUAAAGAUGGAGCAGUAAAACAUCUUGUAGGAGGAGAGAGAGAUCCCAUGAAUUUAUUUGCUUUUGGGGAUGUUGAUGGAUCAGGAAUCGAUGCAAAGCUUCAGCACCCACUUGGAGUGGCUUGGGAUAAGAAAAGAAAUUUACUUUAUGUGGCAGACUCCUACAAUCACAAAAUUAAAGUUGUGGAUCCAAAAAAAAGCUGCACUACCAUUGCAGGUACAGGAGAAGCAAGUAAUGUUAUCAGUUCAGCUUCUACAGAGUCAGCUUUUAAUGAACCUGGAGGCUUAUGUAUUGGAGAGGAUGGUAAUUUGCUAUAUAUUGCUGAUACAAAUAAUCAUCAAGUUAAAGUGAUGGAUUUGGAAAUGAAAAUUAUUUCUGUGCUUUCUGUCAUCAAUUCGGAAGCUGCUGUUGUUGAUGGCCCAUUUCUAGAAAAGCAGAAGACAGUAAAACUACCCAAACUUCCUAAAUCUUCUCCAAAUGUUAAACUUUCACCAUUGACUGUGUCUCCUGGACAGAGUCUUCAGUUUAUACUAAGAUUAGAUCUUCCUGCAGAAACAAAACUAACUGAAGGAGCGCCUAGUUUCUGGUUUCUAACAGCUGAAGGUAAUGAAUGGCUUCUUGAAGGACAGACUCCAUCAGGAGAAAUUAGGAGUCUUUCUAAGCAACCUGUGAUAUCACUGCAGAUUCCUCAUAGUUGCUUGUCCUUUGAAGCAGUUGUGUCCAUCUGUGUGUGCCUCUAUUACUGUAGUGCAGAUAACAGCGCCUGUAUGAUGAAAGGAAUUCUAUUUAGUCAGCCUUUACAGAUUUCUAAUACACACCAUAGUAACACACCUCCAGUAGAGCUGAGAUAUGUGUUUUAGACAGCUAAUCCUCCGCAAUUCAGCCAGUCACUUUAACUUAUUGCUCACUAUUUUUAUACAAGCAACCAAACAGAUGGCUUUCCUUCUGUCCCUUAUCACCUAGUGUUUAAGACAGAAUAACUUGAAAUUCAUUACUUUAUGACAGCAUCUGCUAUUUAAAUGAAAUUAUGUUAAUUUUCUACUUAUUUAAAAACUAGUUAAGUCCUAGGUUGUAGUUUGGACUGUGACUCUGUAUGGAGUAUGGCUCUAUAAUCUAACUAUGUUCUGAAAAGAAAUGUUUGAGCUCCAAAUUAGGACUAGUAAAAUUAGGUGCAGUUGAUAAAAUAUGGAGUGCUUUAUCUGAUUUGCCUUUAUUGAACUCUGUAGCUUCUUUCAGUAAAUACAUAAUACUUUUCACAGGAACCAAGAUUAAAUCUACAAUUUUGUAAAGAAUUGUCUGAAUCCCAAACAUAAGUUCUUUCUUUAUUUAAAAACGGUUUAUCACAGUAAAAUUUUAAAGAAGACUUUGAUAUGAAUAUCUGAGUCAUAAUGUAUAUUUAAAAUAUAGAUUUACCUAUUUUAUGGACAUUGGGUCUGCUGCUCUGAUACCAUAAUGUUUGCCUUAUGUGAAGAGGAUAGCCUUAUAACAAAAAAAAUGCAGAGAUUGCAUUUGAAUGCUACUUUUUUGAAAGCUACUCUUUGAACUUGGGCUGAAAUACUUACUAUAGUUAUACCAAACAGUGAAUGGGGUCCAGCAAAUGUUCUAGUUUUGCAAGGAAAAGGAAUAUUUUUGUGUUGCCAUUUAUAGUAAUGUUGUUAGAGAAUUCAGUGUGACUGGCAGUUGAAUCAGAUCAACACUGUUUGUACCUCAUGAAUUUUAUUCUUCUGUAUUAACAUGAAAUGCAAAUAUAUUUGACCUCUUUUGGUUUCUCUCUUCCAAAAUUAAAAUUCUAUGAAUUUUGUGUUAUUUUUAAACAACUCUUUAACUAUUCAAAGUUGAAAUACUCCACUACUGUCAGUAGGUAUAGUACAUUGUACAAACUAAUUCUCCAUAUUGUCAAAGCUGAAUUUAGGUUGUUCUGAUGAUCUCUCUUUUCUCUUUACUAAAAAGAACAACCUUUGAGGACACUUAGAAGGGCUGCUUUUUUAUUUGUAAGCCAUGAAAGCUUAUUCUUUUAUGCUGUUGAAGUAACUGUAAAAUAUGUACUAGGAUGAGAAUGACAUUUUCCCCUAAAUUAUAGUUUUAAAAAUAUCUUCAAGGCUUUUCCUGACACCUUUUAGUUAAUUGUUGAGAUGGUUUGUCAUAUCUGUUACUUUCUACAAAAACUGAACCUGCUCAUGAUUUGAUCAAAUGUCUUGUUCUUUAAAACAUCAAGGGAGCCAUACUUAUUCAUUCAGUUGACAAGUACUUAUUGAGCAUAUGGAGAAGUAUGUCUUUUUUUUUUCUUUCAUGAGACAAUAUCAAGAGAUUUGUAUCUACAAAGCAGUGCUAGGACAUGAAAUA
Phascolarctos cinereus (koala) is the source of this 3828-nucleotide messenger RNA. RefSeq names its product NHL repeat containing 2 (gene NHLRC2). Gene Ontology annotation, molecular function: protein binding. The record is from RefSeq and is a predicted model, not a curated record. Lineage: Eukaryota; Metazoa; Chordata; Mammalia; Diprotodontia; Phascolarctidae.